AUGGAAUUCAACACCAUCGCACCUGUUGAACGGUAUCGCCACCCUUCUUUAGCAAGCGAUUCAAACAUUUAUGCGAACGACUUCAACAUCACAGCACAACAACUACAACUACAUCCUGAAUCCCCUGCGCCACCCUUCGAAGUCCCUGCGCAACACUUUCAGGUGAUCACGUCACUGAUUGACUCCUUCAGCAUCCUAGCUGCCACCGUACCAGAAUCGGAACAAGACCCUCUCAUCGAGCAUCAGAUCCACGAAUCCCUCCAGCCUUCUAGGCGUCAGGUGCCCCUUACGCCGCCCGACGCCGAUGAAGUCGAUCGGGACCUACAUCACCCACCUGCCGCUGAUGACAGUAGCGAGGGGGAGGUGGCCGCCGCGCCCGUGAUUCGGUACGCCAGAAGGCCUCCUGUUUUGUCCAAGAGAAGGAGCAAGUCAAGAUUCUACUCGGUGAACAUGUCUCACUCGGCACUGGCAACUCGCGAUUCCAUACAGAGCCUCAGAUCUCGUACUGAAAGUGACGGCGUCGGAAUACUUGGUGUUGAAAGGCGGCAUGGUUCAAGUGCUAGCUCGACGUUCUCUAUCAUCAGCGGGCUAAGCGCUCCUCUUCGGAAACCGACCACGGAGUCAAUGCGCGACAAGGCUCUCUCGCCCCCAAUCCCUCCAAAGCGCCUUUCGUCAGAUAGACGGCGAAAGACAGAAUCACUAUACAGCACGGAUCAGGAGAAAGAGUAUAAAUAUCCUACGAGAACUUCGUCCAUCGAUGGCCGUGUGCCAAGUAGCCCCCAGCUGGAGCAGGCGACCGUCGAUAGUCCUACAGGAACUCCUCUGAGUCGGCUGAGCAGAGGUGACCUUGGAAAUCAUAUGAUCCCCUCGCGUCGUUCGUCCCUCAGACGCAGCGUCACCGGCCUUUCUGACACCUCUCAGGAGUCCAGUCGCUAUUCCGUGGCGGGUCGCAAUCUCAAGGACCUCAACAUAGACUCGGAAUUGAUCGAAGGUGAUAAUUCAACUGUCAGGAGGAUACGUGAGUUACAGGAAGCGAGGGAAAAGCGUCAGAAGGAAUGGCGGAACGAAGGUCGCAAAUCCGAGCGAGCCUCCAAAAGGCACACCAUAUCAACGCCCAAGGUCUCGCAGCGAUCAAGUCCAUAUGCUAGCUCAAGGCUCUCUAUGACGGAAGUUGUAGUUGAAUCUCCCGAGGUCGAAAGCCCUCUUGAGCUAUCCGCUUUUGUGACAGUGGCCGACCUGGCAAGAAUGCCUGCUUUGGUGCCCGAUGUUUCCGAGGUCGAGUCCCAAGGUCGACCUGCAGAUAUUACAGCCCAUCCUUCAGACAUGGCUAGCGCAACGCCCUCUCGAGGCAACAGUAUUGGCCAGAGUCCUGCGACUCAGCCGAGACGGAAAAACCCCCUCUAUUCUAGUAGGCAAGAACCUUCUCUCGCCGAGAUCCAGUCCAUAUCAGAUGAAGUCGACACGUUUCUCAGUGCCCCUCGACUUACCCAGAAGAUCCGGCACCCCCGAACCGGUCGAACGGUCGCUUUCUCAGAGGUGGGUGAUCCACAAGGGUUUGUAGUGUUGUGCUGCGUUGGUAUGGGCUUGACGCGGUAUCUCACGGCAUUUUACGACGAACUUGCCAGAACACUACGACUCAGGUUGAUCACGCCUGACCGACCCGGGGUUGGCGGAAGCUCGUCUGCUCCUGAAGCUGCAUGUACGCCAUUGAACUGGGUGGACGAUGUUGCCGUGAUCUGUACUUCUCUCGGAAUCACAAGAUUCUCACUUCUGGCACAUUCUGCGGGUGCCAUUUAUGCACUGGCGACUGCUUUGAAGAUGCCACAAUACGUCCGUGGACGGAUUCAUCUUCUGGCACCAUGGAUUCCACCUUCGCAAAUGCCAAAAGGGGCUUCACUAGGGCCGGACUCACAGCCUAUUGCUAACUUGCCUCUAUCCCACAAGAUCCUAAGCGUUCUGCCGCCAACAAUUCUCAAGGUGGCAAAUUCACGAUUCUUGACAGCGACGAGUGCAUCUGUCGACGCCAAACCGUUGAAGUCGGUUAGGAGGAAUAAGCAGUUGCAGGGUCUGGAGGUUUCUCUGGCCUAUCCAUUUGGUGACAUGCAUGCGGACAGUCCCUUCAGUAGGCCCAGCUCUGACAUACAUUACGAGCGUCCCCAAUCAGCAACUCAAAAUCGAAGGCGGAGCGUGCCAAGCUAUCAAGAAAACGGCGAGUCUCCGGCGGUACAGGCAACCGCUGCAGAGCCGUCAAGCCCUGGCUCUCAUCGUCAAACACAAGUGCAGAGCUCCCGACCCGCGGCGUCGCGUUUGACAUCCGAAGCUCGACGUGCCGUCUAUAACCAGACGCUUACGCAUCGCAUCUGGGCACUUGCCACACAAAAUGCCAAUCCUGCCAUCGACCUGGUUGUUUGUCUUGAAAGGCGGAAGCCCAUUGGCUUCCGAUAUCCCGAAGUGACCAGGUCAGUCGUCAUCCAUCACGGUGCAAGGGAUUCACGAGUCCCCUUGGACAACGUGCGUUGGCUACAAAGCGCGAUGAAGCGCUGCGAGUUGAGGGUCCUCGAUGGUGAAGGUCAUGGGCUGAUGGCUUCUGCAUCUACGAUGGCCACCGUGCUCGGCGAAAUCGCCAAGGAAUGGGAAGAGUGGGAGAAGAUUGCGAUGGACAAGGGCAAAAGGAGGAAAGAUGACGCUCCGCCGAAGUCCACAGGAAGCAGGUCAUGA
Molecule: messenger RNA, 2718 nt
Organism: Capronia epimyces CBS 606.96
Lineage: Eukaryota; Fungi; Ascomycota; Eurotiomycetes; Chaetothyriales; Herpotrichiellaceae
Exons: 1
Coding region: 1-2718 (905 amino acids)
Source: RefSeq, a predicted model, not a curated record